AUGCAAAAUUCAGAAGGUAUCUAUCUAAGUCAAAAGAAAUAUGCUAGUGAGUUGUUGGAGAGGUUUCACUUGCAUAAUGGAAAUCCAGUUAAGAAUCCAAUUGUACCAGGUUCUAAAUUCUCGAAGGAUGGAGGAGGAGCUAAGGUGGAUGCAACCUUAUUUAAACAAUUAAUUGGGAGUCUCAUGUAUAUUACUGCUACAAGGCUAGAUAGAGGUGAUACAACAGAACUAGUUGCCUAUAUAGAUAGUGAUUAUACAGGGGACAUCGAUGAUAAGAGGAGUAUGAGUGGUUAUGUGUUUUUGAUGAAUAGAGGGGCAGUUUCUUGGGCCUCAAAAAAGCAGCCGGUGGUGACACUAUCAACCAUAAAAGCUGAAUUCAUUGUGGCAGCAUCUUGCGCCUAUCAAUGUGUCUGGAUGCAAAGGAUUCUGCAGUAA
Manihot esculenta (cassava) is the source of this 435-nucleotide messenger RNA. RefSeq names its product secreted RxLR effector protein 161-like. Lineage: Eukaryota; Viridiplantae; Streptophyta; Magnoliopsida; Malpighiales; Euphorbiaceae. The coding region runs from base 1 to 435 and encodes 144 amino acids. The transcript has 2 exons. The record is from RefSeq and is a predicted model, not a curated record.